CUAGAGGGCUAUGACGUUACAGUGUACAGGCAAUGAGAGAUAUGCACAGGUUAUAGAAUCAUAGCCACACAGCUGUAGGAACAUGCACACUGGGUGUUACAAGGAACAGGCUGUGUAGACAGGCACUCAGCUGGCUGGAGGAACAGGCUGAGUUCAUAGGCACACUCUGAGCUCUGGAGAAACAGGCUGUGUGGACAGGCACAGAAACAGGCUGUGUGGACAAAUACAGAAACAGGUUGUGUUGACAGGCACACACAGCUUGCUGGAGAUCACACUGGACACGGAUCAGAGACAGGUUGUGCGGACAGGUACAGAAACAGUCUGUGUGUACAGGCACAGGUACAGGCUGUGUGGACACUAGAGGCACACCACCCAGCUGGCUAACAGGCUCCGCGGAGUAAUUCCUGUUGACCCCUGUCCUCAGCCUCGUUUUGGUUCAAGAGGGUUCGAACCCAGAACCUCGCGUCCCGCUGGCCAGCAGGAACUAACUAAAAACCUCCAGCAAACUCUCUCCUAACUUCCAACAACAACCAUGUCUAACGACCUGAGCAACCGCUUCUCCGUCAUCCAGCCGGACAUGCUGGACGAACUCCGGCAGAGCUUCAGCGAGAUCGACCUGGACGGCAGCGGGUCCAUCUCCACCAGCGAGCUGGGCGCGCUGUUCCGGGCGUGCGGCGAGGACCUGCCCGGAUACAGGCUCCGGGAGCUCACCAAGGAACUCGACAAGAACCGAAAUGGCACCAUCGACUUCGAGGAGUUUGUCACGGUGUAUGCGGACAUGAAGUCCAGCCAUAUUGCCCAUUCCUUUAAGAAGGCGGUGGCUACAAAACAGGGGAUUGUGAAGAAGGGAGGCAUGUCCGGGGUGUCGGUGGAGGGCACCACACAUUCCUACUCGGAGGAAGAGAAAACAGCCUUCGCAGACUGGAUCAGCAGUAACCUGGCCGAUGACGCGGACUGUAAGCCCUACUUGGACAUCGAUGUCAACACAGACGAGCUGUGGACCAAAAUCCAAGACGGCAUUCUUCUUUGCAAAAUGAUCAACCUGUCGUGCCCGGACACCAUUGACGAGCGUGCAAUCAACAAGACCAAACUGAACCAGUACAAGAUCACAGAGAACCUGAACUUGGCGCUGAACUCUGCCAGCGCCAUCGGCUGUAACAUUGUGAACAUCGGAGCGGUGGACCUGCAGGAGGGCAAGCCUCACCUGGUGCUGGGGCUGCUGUGGCAGAUCAUCAGGAUCGGGCUGUUCGCUCAGAUCGACCUGCAGCACAACCCAGGACUUGUGCAGCUGCUCAUGGAUGGGGAGGAUAUGGAAGACUUACUGAAGCUGUCCCCAGAGGAACUGUUACUGCGCUGGGUCAACUAUCACCUGGAGAAGGCAGGGCACAACAAGAGGAUCACCAACUUUGGACCUGACAUUAAGGACUCAGAGGCCUACACGUAUCUGCUGAGUCAAAUUGCCCCUCCUGACAGAGGAGUUGAUCUUGGACCUCUGAACGAGAACGACCCAGAACAACGUGCUGAACUCAUGCUGCAGAACGCAGACAAACUGGACUGUAGGGCCUUUGUGACACCUAAGGAUGUUGUUCGGGGGAACUCCAAGCUGAACACAGCCUUUGUUGCCAACCUGUUCAACACUUGGCCAGCUCUGGACCUGCCAGAGGACAUGCCGGACAUUGAAGGACUGGAGGAGACACGUGAAGAGAAGACAUUCCGUAACUGGAUGAACAGUUUAGGGGUCAGCCCAUAUGUCAAUCAUCUCUACAAUGACAUGAUGGACGGUCUCAUCCUGUUCCAGACAUACGACAAGGUAAAGCCGGGAGUUGUUGACUGGGGCAGGGUCAACAAGAAGUUCAAAGCUCUGGGAGGAAACAUGAAGAAGAUGGAAAACUGUGAAUAUGCUGUUGAGCUGGGCAAGGACAUGAAGUUCUCUCUGGUUGGUGUCGGUGGCAAGGACAUCUUUGAUGGCAAUGAGACUUUGACACUGGCGGUGGUUUGGCAGCUGAUGCGUGCCUACACCCUGGCCCUGCUGCAGAACCUGAAGGGGUCGGAGGGACCAAUCAAAGACAAGGAGAUUGUUGACUGGGUUAACACCACUCUACAAGAGGCUGGGAAGGAGACGUCUCUCAGCAGCUUCCAGGACCCUGAGAUCAGCAGCAGCAGGGUGGUGCUGGAUCUUAUCGACGCCAUCAAGCCGGGAUCUAUCAACUACACCAACGUUCGUGACGGCACCAAUCCAGACGAGAGGUUGUCCAACGCCAAGUACGCCAUCUCCAUGGCCAGAAAGAUCGGAGCUCGCGUGUACGCCCUGCCGGAAGACCUGGUUGAAGUCAAGCCAAAGAUGGUGUUAACAGUGUUCGCUUGUCUCAUGGGGAGGGGGCUGAAGAAGGUUUAAAAUGGAACCACUCUGGAGGUGUUAACAGUGUUCGCUUGUCUCAUGGGGAGGGGGCUGAAGAAGGUUUAGAAUGGAAACACUCUGGAGGUGUUAACAGUGUUCGCUUGUCUCAUGGGGAGGGGGCUGAAGAAGGUUUAGAAUGGAAACACUCUGGAGGUGUUAACAGUGUUCGCAUGUCUCAUGGGGAGGGGGCUGAAGAAGGUUUAAAAUGGAAACACUCUGGAGAACUGGUCAUUGGCGUGAUAGGAAGUUAAUGCUACGUAACAAUUCACAUCUGCAGGUAGAGGAUUGAUCUGCCUAAGUUGGUCGUUUUCAGUUGUCUUUUUCAAACAUGCAUCCUCAGCCUGGAUUUACAGAAGUGGACUAAAGUGAACUUUGUUCUAAUUCAUGUGCAUUUGCUCUGCCCUGAUAUAUAUGUUUUUUUACUAGACUAUGGCUGGCUUACACACGUUUUAGAGUUCUCAAGUUGACAUAGCCAGAGUCAACUUAGGAGCACUCUGUUCACACAUGGCCACCAAAUGAUUUGUGACAGCGGCAAUUUUGACUCUGUUGUUCCUCGAUGACUCUAGUUGGUUUGAUGACACGCUGAGUUUCUGUAGUAGUCCAUGAUCUAUCAAAGCCUUUAUCCAUGUCUCAGCUGACCAACUUGCACAACAUGUUUACCGAAAGUAACAAAUGAUUUGUUUUGGUGACGAUAACAAAUAAUUUGUGCCCCGUGAACAUUUAAGUGAGCGACUGGGGUCACUUUUCAAAGUCACCCAAGUCGACUCCAGGGAAAGGGUAUUGGAGUACCCUAAAGUUCUGCAUAUAUAGUCCCUUAGUCCUGUCAUUUUACGACAUGUGUGUACACCCAGCCAAUGUCAUGAAUCUGAUAUCCGGGGUGAUUAUAGUAGAGGUUUGAUUUGCAUAAAGGCUUCCACUCAAUGGUACUAGAUGUGAACUUUGAAAAUGAAAAUUCGAAUGUCCCUUUGAAUACUAGAAUAAUUUAAUGCCUUUGUAGGGGAAUGUCUUGUUGAUUACCUGAACGUUUUUAGAGCGCACAGUCUACUGUUUUACAGCCAUGUAUAUUUUAAUGUCAGGAACUUGUAGGUAAAGUUAUUUAGUGGUAGGUAGUAGUCUAGUAAGAGUCUUUCCAAAUCUUCCUGGGUCAAGUUUAGUUUCCUUUUAAUGGCACAUAAAUGGUUUAUAAAUUCUCAUAUACUAAAGUCUUGAUCAUUAACUUAAUGUACUUCUUAAUGUACUGUAUUGUAUGGUAACCAUAAUUGUUUUGAAAGUAACAAUAGAUAACAGUACAAAUACUAUCUCUACAGAGAAAGUGAAAUGUACCUUUAUAUACACAUUCCAGCUUUAUAGGUUGGAGGUGAAGUGAAAGUGCCUUCCUUUUUUAUGCAGAUUCUGCUUACGAGUCAUUCUUGCAUCAUACAGUUAUCAGUAGAGCGAGUACUGCCAUUUAUAGCAUAAUGAAAUUGAAUGUGUGGUUUUACAGCUUCCGUUUCAUCUGUAUGUGUUUAAUGAAAUGACCUACAGCAUAAAAGUAUGGUUAUGGUUUAAUGUUUUUAAUGCGUCUUGAGCAGGACUGUCUCCAGCAUUGAAUUUUUCUCUGUCCCAAUCAUACUGUAAAUGCAUUUAAUUUCGUGGUGGUUUUAAGUUCGCGGUAGCACCAUGCACUGUAGUCCCUUACUGCCAUGGAAAAUUGUUUGCAGCGGUUUUAAGUUCGCAGUGAAGCGGCCACUGAGUAAACAGCGAACGUUAAACCACCGCAAAAGUUUCUGCAUUUGCAGUACUCAUUGUUAUGAGCCCAUGUUUUUUUGUUUUAAUUUUCUUUGUUUAAUGGACAUUUCAUUAAGUUACAUAGAUCCAUUUUCAUCAUUGUCAGGUGUUUUGGACGGUGAAACAAAUUUCUGUCCGGACGGAGUGACAAGUCCUGAAGACAGCCUCGAUCUAGAGUAUACAUCAUUAGGUAGUUUAGGUAUUGACAAAAAGGCCUGCCUUUGAAAACAGGUAUAUAUCUAGAUACAUCAACUGUAACAAAAAUGGACUGUAUCAUGCAUUUAGAUGCUAAUUGCCAUAAUUGUGAGCCAAUAUAAUAUAUAAGAUUCCACAAUCUAGUCCAUAAAACAUUCUGUAACAAACAUUGACCAAAUACCUUACGUUUCAUUCAAACAUUCCUAACAUACAUCACUUUCAUGAACUGCUUGCAUAUGGAAUCAGGCCAUCUUAUGAGUAUAUACUAUGUGUAACAAAUAUUCAUUAUUGUGAUUGCUUAGAAGUGUUUUUUUAUUACUUUUGAAUAAGAAAUAGUCCGUAAGAAAAGUUUUUAAAGAGAGAUGUGUGAUCAAUCAUUAGAUGAAUAUUCUAUGAGAAAUGUUGCAUUUUAAGACUAUUCUUUAAUUUGAAAAAUUCUAUCUAUGCUGCAAGUCUCCAUAGUCUGCCAAUAAACUGCUGGUAAUUUAGUA
Molecule: messenger RNA, 4851 nt
Organism: Branchiostoma floridae (Florida lancelet)
Lineage: Eukaryota; Metazoa; Chordata; Leptocardii; Amphioxiformes; Branchiostomatidae
Product: plastin-2-like
Exons: 10
Coding region: 533-2395 (620 amino acids)
Biological process (GO): actin filament bundle assembly; actin filament network formation
Cellular component (GO): actin filament bundle; actin filament; cytoplasm
Molecular function (GO): actin filament binding; calcium ion binding
Source: RefSeq, a predicted model, not a curated record